Belonocnema kinseyi is the source of this 886-nucleotide messenger RNA. RefSeq names its product U-scoloptoxin(11)-Sm7a-like. The record is from RefSeq and is a predicted model, not a curated record. Bases 106 to 786 code for a protein of 226 amino acids. Lineage: Eukaryota; Metazoa; Arthropoda; Insecta; Hymenoptera; Cynipidae. The transcript is spliced from 4 exons.
AGUACGUGGGUGUUGGUCUUUGCAAUUUAUUCAUUUGAGUUCUAAAAUAAAUCAUUGAAAGUAAAACGUUCAGAGACAACGUAAAUCGCGCUUUUAUUAAGAAUAAUGUUUAUUUUAAUAUUAUUUCUCAUUGGUGCAAUUAACGGAAAAUAUGUCGUAAUAAAUAGUAAGGAUGACUCGGUCGUUUUCGGAUACAGAGAAGGAAUUGAAGGGGAAAGUGGACUGCAUGAAUGCGAUUCUAAUGAAGCAUGUAAUAUCGUUCACAAUCGUUUUUGGAUGCCCGUAUUAACCGAGAGAUUAUGCCGUUGUCCGGGUGGACAUGAAUGCCCCUGGAAUUGGAUCGAAAAAUCUGGGAAUUCGUCAAUGAAAGUCAAUAACAGAUCAAUGAUUCAGUUUUGCAAGCCGUUGGAAAACAUGAAAACUUGUACGGAUAAAGAGCAAGCUAUUACUGUAUUUGGAAAAGGUAAUUCAAGUAAUGCGUUUCUGCAUCCUUAUACUGUAAAAGCCAAUUGCAAAUGUCCAAAAUUUCAUUUUUGGAAAUUGCAAAAAUACGUAUAUGAAGGUGAUAAAGUUCGUCAAGUCUACAAAUGUUCAAAGCAAUGGAUGUGUGACAGUCAAGAUUUUUGUGGUCACGUAAGAGUCGACCUAUUUUCUGUCUACUACCGAUGUACUUGUCCCGAAAAUCACUGGUGUGUUUUUAAAAACAAAAAAACGGAAAACGUGCAAGAACUCGGUUAUUCAGGAGCAGCAUAUAAAGCAUACUGCAUACCAAAAAAUCGUGCUUAAUCAUUUAUAUGCGGCUUUUUUGUUUUUAAUUUAGUCAUGGAAUUUUGAAAACAUUUUGAAAAACUUGAAAAAGUCACUGAAUUUUUUUUUAAAUAACUGA